AUAUGAUGAUUACAAGAAAAUCAUCAUCAUCAUCAUCGAAAACAAUGAAUUCAAAACAAUUCGGAUCAGUAUUAUCAUCUAUAUCUUCUUCAAAUAAAUCGAUAAUGAAUAAAUUAAUCAUAAUCAUCUUAACAAUCAUCAUAAUUAUACCAUUAAUUUCAUCACCAUUCGCAUUGAUUAUCAAUGCAGAAACAUUACAUGGAACAACAAUAUUGAAUUGGCCAUUUGUUAGUCAACGUUCAAAUGGACAAUUUGAAGGAUAUUGUAUUGAUCUUCUGAAUGAAUUAGCACCAUUAAUGGGUAUUACAUAUACAUUAUCAUUGGUACGUGAUGGUCAAUAUGGUGGUUGGUUAUCACCAACAAAUGGUACUGUUAAUGGAAUGAUUGGUGAAGUAUCACGUGGUGAAGCUGAUUUUGCUAUCGGUGAUAUAACCGUAUUAACAAAUCGUGCCCGGUUUGUUGAUUUCACUCAACCAUUUAUGGAAUAUGGUCUUGCUGCAUUAAUACGUCGUGAUAUUCUUGAACGUUAUGGUCAUCAUAUUCGUACAUUUAAAGAACUAUCCGAACAAACUGAUAUUCGUUAUGGUGUUAAAAAACAUGGUGCCAAUUUACCGUUGUUUCAUGAUAGUCCAACAGUAGCUAAAAUGUAUAGCUAUAUGGAUACACAUCCAUCGGUUUUUGUUGAUGGUGAAAGUGAAGGAUUAAAACGUGUUAAACAAGAACGUUAUGCAUUUAUUACCGAAUCACCAUUUGUUGAAUAUAUUGUUGAACGUGAUUGUGAUCUGGUUGCUAUUGAUGAUCGUCGUCGUAAUUUUCAAUUUGAAUAUGCGAUUGCAUUACCGAAAAAUUCACCGCUAAAAGAUCGUUUUAAUCGUGCAUUACGUCAAUUACGUAUGGAUGGUAAAUUGAGUGAAUUGAAACAAAGAUAUUGGCAAAAUCAUAAUCGUAAUUGUCCAAAUGAUUCAAAUUUCGAUCCAAAUCGUCCAAAAUCAACGACAAAAAUUCAAUUUUCCGAUCAUACAAAUCGCAGAAAACCAAAUACUGAUGAUGAUGAUGAUAAUUCUUCGGGAAGAUUACGACAUAGUGGUGGCCGUAUACAACCACAUGAUCGUAUUGAUGAAGAUGAUGUUGAAUUAAUUAAACCACGAUCAGAUCGAACACGAAGACCACUAAAACCAACAACUUUUCGAAAUUCUGAUUCUACAUUUAUUUCGGGAAAUUUUCCAAAAAUUUUAUUUACAAUUAUAAUUAUUUUGAUAAUUUUUGUAAUUUAAAAAAACAUUUAAAAAAAUAAACAUU
Dermatophagoides pteronyssinus (European house dust mite) is the source of this 1299-nucleotide messenger RNA. RefSeq names its product glutamate receptor ionotropic, kainate glr-3-like. Gene Ontology annotation, molecular function: ligand-gated monoatomic ion channel activity. Gene Ontology annotation, cellular component: membrane. The record is from RefSeq and is a predicted model, not a curated record. NCBI's taxonomy places the organism in Eukaryota, Metazoa, Arthropoda, Arachnida, Sarcoptiformes, Pyroglyphidae.